Funneliformis geosporum is the source of this 182-nucleotide messenger RNA. The record is from the annotation of a GenBank genome assembly. NCBI's taxonomy places the organism in Eukaryota, Fungi, Glomeromycota, Glomeromycetes, Glomerales, Glomeraceae.
GAAUUAGUACUAGUUGUUUAGCACUUAGUGCUUUAUGUUCUCCUACAGGAGUAGUAGCAUCUGUUACCUGCAUUGGAACUGAUAUAGUAAUGAGAGUAUUUGGUCAAAUGACAGAUGAUGAAGAGUUAGAAAAAGCAGAAGAAGUUCUCAAAGUUGGGGGAGCAAUAGAAAGGAUUGGAUAA